This is a messenger RNA of Candoia aspera, 2295 nucleotides long. It is a transcript of the gene VASN, whose product is annotated as vasorin. The transcript has 2 exons. The record is from RefSeq and is a predicted model, not a curated record. NCBI's taxonomy places the organism in Eukaryota, Metazoa, Chordata, Lepidosauria, Squamata, Candoiidae. The coding region runs from base 133 to 2118 and encodes 661 amino acids. Gene Ontology annotation, cellular component: extracellular matrix. Gene Ontology annotation, molecular function: protein binding.
CCCAGAAGGGCUUGCAACUUCAGGACAAAAGCUUGGGGAGGGGUUUUUCAACAGGGGCUUUUCAGAAACGACCCCAAGGCUGGAAGGACCCGUCACCCAAACUCUUCAUUUUCGGUCUGCAGAAGGGGCACCAUGAGGCCCCCCACGAUCUGGGCCCUCCUGCUCCUCCCGGCUGGGAUCCUCGCCCAGGGCUGCCCGGCCAGCUGCCAGUGCCGCCAGCCCCAGACGGUCUUCUGCGUCUCCAGGAGGAGUCCCACUGUCCCGCGGGGGCUGCUGCCAGACACGGCCCGCCUUUACCUGUUUGAGAGUGGCCUCCGUGCCCUGAGCGAGGACAGCUUUGUGGGGCUCUCUGCCCUGCAGCUCCUGGACCUCUCCCAGAACCUGAUCCCCAGCCUGCCGCGCAACGUCUUCCAGCCACUGGCAGGGCUCCACAACCUUGACCUGUCUUCCAACCAGCUGCGGGAGAUCACCAAUGAGAGCUUCCACGGCCUGCGCCAGCUGGAGCGGCUCUACCUGGACCGCAACCGGAUCCAGGCCAUUCACCCAGCUGCCUUUGACUCGCUCGAAAGCCUCCUGGAAUUGAAGCUCCAGGACAACCAGCUGCAGGCUGUGCCCCCGCUCAACCUGCCCACCCUCCUGCUGCUGGACAUCAGCCGGAACAAGAUCGCUGCCCUCGAGGCGGGCGCCUUCCACACCCAGAGCCUCGAGUCCCUGAGGAUUGCAGGGCUGGGCCUUGGCCACCUGGAUGAAGAGCUCCUGCAGAGCCUGCACAACCUCCAUGAGCUGGACAUUUCGGACAACUGGCUGGCCAGGGUGCCAGGCGUCCUGAACCGGCUGCCUGGACUAACCAAACUCAGCCUGGCAGGGAACGGCCUGAUCUCUCAGCUGUGGGCAGAGGACUUCCAGGAGCUCCAACACCUCCAGGAACUGGACAUCAGCAGCCUCAACCUCAACAGCCUCCCCUGGGACUUCUUUGGCCCCUUCCCCAAACUCAGGGCUGUCACGGCAGCGGAGAACCCCUUUAACUGUGUCUGCCAGAUGAGCUGGAUCAUUGGCUGGGCGAGUCUCAGCAAAGCCCUUCUCCGGAGGCCAGAGGAGACCCGCUGCCAUUUCCCCCCAAAAAAUGCCGGCCGGCUGCUCCAGCAGCUGGAAUACACUGACUUUGGCUGCCCAACCACCACCACCAGCACCACCGCCUUACGAGCCACCAGCCCUCGACUCGCCACCCCUGUUCCCAGCAGUGGGCCUGUUCCCCCAGAGCCUAGCACAGCCAGCCCCAUAGCCAGGGACAGCGGCCUCACACCCACCCUGUCCCCUGCCCCGGAGGGCCAGCCAAGCCCUGAAGCCCAGCUCUGCCCGCCGCACGCCUGCCUUAAUGGGGGCCUGUGCCAGCCAGGCCCUGAUGACCACCUGGAAUGCAUCUGCCCCCUGGGUUUCACCGGCCUGUACUGCGAGGUGACCAGGGGGCAGGGGACCUCGCCACCAGAGCCCACCCAGGCCAAGCAAAUAGCCAUCAAGGACGUGGGGGGCACCUCCUUGAAAGUGGACCUGCAGAGCUACAUCCAGUCCAAGACACAGCUGAAGGGGAUCCGCGUGACGUACUGGGACCUCUCAGGGCCAGACAAGCGGCCGGUCACCCUCAGCCUGCCGGCCACAUUGCCCGAAUACACCGUGCGGGCCCUGAAGCCCAACUCCUCCUACCACAUCUGUGUCGGGGCCCUUGGUGACAAGGCCCACGAGGACCUCUGCGUGGAGGCCCGCACGCUGCUCCUGACCCGCCAGCAGCAUGCCCCUGUCGUCCAGAGCAGAGGCCCCGACCUCCCGGUGGUGGUGGCCCCUUCCGUGGCUGCUGCGCUGCUCUUGCUGGUGGCAGCAGCCACCGGCUCCUACUACGGGCGACGGUGCAGGCGGCAGAGGAAGGCCCAAGCUGCCCCUGGGGUUGCCGGCUCCAGUCCGUUGGAGUUGGAGGGGGUGAAGGUGCACGGCGAAAAGGCAGAGCUGGCUGCGCAGAACCCCAGGAUUGCAGCACCCCUCAGCUCCGAGUGUGAGGUGCCUCUCAUGCGGCCUCAUGGCACAGGCACCGUCACACCAAGGGUGCUGGGACCUUCCUACUUUUAGGGCCGCCGAAUGGGCCCUGAUGCAACAGUGGUCCUGAGUCCCCAUGAUGGCAAAGCAUCUUCCUGGAGCUGGAGGGUGGGUUGGGGUGCCAGCGUGGACCAGUGCCCAGAAAGGCCAGAGGGCUGCACAGAAAGAAAGAGGCCGCCUCCCCACGGUGAGGAACCCGUUCGUGCCGGC